Paraglomus brasilianum is the source of this 912-nucleotide messenger RNA. The record is from the annotation of a GenBank genome assembly. Lineage: Eukaryota; Fungi; Glomeromycota; Glomeromycetes; Paraglomerales; Paraglomeraceae.
AUGACAAAACCGAUUAAACUUACUAAUCGCGCUGCUUACCAACGUUUCGUCGACAGAUAUGACACAUUCCUAUUAGAUUGUGAUGGUGUCAUAUGGUCUUCUAAUACGGUUAUUCCCGGCGUUCUUCAAGUGAUAACGUAUUUCCGAAAGAAAGGCAAACAGCUUUUGUUCGUUACCAAUAAUAGUACAAAGUCGCGCGCAGGCAAUUUGAAGAAGCUUCGGAGUUUUGGUCUAGAAGCAAGUGAAGAAGAGAUUUUUUCUUCCUCUUAUACUGCUGCUUAUUAUCUGAGACAUAUAAUUGAUUUUCCAAAAGAGAAAAAAGUUUAUAUAAUCGGCGAGUCAGGCAUCGAAGAUGAACUUAAUAUGAUGGGAAUCAAGAACACGAAAGCCGAUGCGGAUAAUGGACCAAUUCAAAAUUGGGAUUUUGCUGAUAUCACUCCAGAUCCAGAGAUUGGUGCUGUACUUUGUGGAUUCGAUACUUUCAUAAAUUAUAGAAAGAUAGCUAAAGCGUUCCUCUAUCUGCGCACCGAUCCGGACUGUUUAUUCCUUUUAACUAAUGAUGACACAACAUUUCCGGCCAUCGGAACUGUGUUUCCUGGAGCUGGUUCAUUAUCAUCACCAUUAAUCAUCGCGUUAAAUCGUAAACCAGAUCGAGUCAUGGGUAAGCCAAAUAAACCCAUGUUGGAUUGCAUCGUAGAUAAAUACCGCUUGAACGUUGAGCGUACGUGUAUGAUUGGUGAUCGUCUGGACACUGACAUUCAGUUUGGUAUUAAUGGUGGAAUAGCUACUCUUCUUGUAUUAACUGGUAUAUCGACGGAGAAGGAAAUACUGGCAGAAGGCGCACCUAUACUGCCUGAUUAUUAUGUUGACAGUCUCAGUAAUUUUGCUGAAAUUAUUGAAUUAGAGAAUUAA